Molecule: messenger RNA, 9556 nt
Organism: Sphaeroforma arctica JP610
Lineage: Eukaryota; Ichthyosporea; Ichthyophonida
Exons: 1
Coding region: 1-9024 (3007 amino acids)
Source: RefSeq, a predicted model, not a curated record
AUGCAACCAUUACCCUCUGCUGCCCUACAGAAUCGGCACUGGACAGAGAGCCACAGAUGGACCUGUACAUUCAUCAUCGCUAAUCGUGGUCAAAACAGUUCUAGCCACCUCUCCAGUGGCGUUCCAAAGUAUAGUGGGGACACUCAAGCCAAAACCGUAUUUCUAGUGAGUACGCAUAGACAGUAUAGUAUUGGUUACAUAUCGCAACCAGCCAUUGGUCGUUCACAGUACAGUGAGACACAGCAAGCUAAGGGCACUGAGCAGUAUACGCUGAAACAGCAACCAAGUGAUGCUAAGCAGUACAGCGGUGCGCAACAGUACUUUGGCGGCUACCAGCCUCUGGCGCCUACAUCGGCGAACAGCAAGGGCCGCGAGAAAGACCACAGUUCACCCAUUGCAAAGUCUGCUGGGGUGACUGAUACCGCAUUUGGCAAACGAUCACUCAGUGACAGUCAGGGUUACGCUGGUACACGGCGAGCCAGUGAUAGCCAACCGUACAACGGCAAGCAACAGCCCUUUGUCGGAUCUAAAUCUUGGACACCCACACCAGUGAACACCAAUAUCAUGAGCAAUAGUUCACCCACAACAAAGCCGAGUGGUGUAUCAACCGGCACACCGAAGUCGUCUAUAGAACAGUAUACUAGUAAGCAACCCACGUCAGGCGCCUUCGCAGUCAGUACAGCCUCAGCCGGCCCUUCCACCACCACAAGCAGGAGGUCUUCGCCUGGCAUCUCGCCUACAGCAAGCAGCGGAGACAUGCGAUCCUCGAGUAGACCUGGCACAACCGCACAAUGCAGCACUAACAUCAUUUGUAGCAGUAGCGAUACUAGCCUUGGAUAUUCAAGCGCUCCUCAUAAUACGAUGGUAUCAGUCAACAGGCGUAACUCAACGGGUGCAAGUAGCGGUAGAGAUAUCAAACAGGAUACUGCAGGGACCACCGGUGCUUUGCCACAGACUGGCAAGUGGGUGUCUAAAAUGGAGCAGGGGCUAUCUCGUGAUAGUAAGCCGUGUCUGUUUGGCUAUACAGGAGCCUCCGGGCCUGGAAAGAUCAGGAAGAUGGUAUCGAGGACGGAAAGCGACAUAGACUCGGGUAUCGAGAACAGUGAUAUCACGCAGUUUAUAAAUAGACGUCAGCGCGAAGGGGCUGGAUACAAGAAAGGCAUUGAUCGGGGUAAAAGUACUAAGCACGAGAAAGGGACCAAUCAAGCUAGUACAGCUGAACAAAAGAAGAAAUUCAGAGACAUUAGCAGCAUUCAAUGGAAGUCAGCAGUUACGAAGCUCGCGGAUGUGGUGGUGAACAGGGUACCCAAACAGGCACAGAUCACUGAGAAUGAGAAUAAGGAAGGUGUUACAAGUACGGUCCGGUGUGAGACCAAAGGAGGUGGCACCGGCAUGUUGAAACAGCAGCCACAGACAGUCGAAUACGAAUCUUUGCGCAACAGCACGAAUGUACAGGUGGGCGGCUCACUGCCUGGGACUGCUAGCACUGCUGCAGCACGAGCGUAUGCACACAAACGUUCAUCACCAUCCGCAUCCACACACGCACAGAGAGGGACGGAUACACCUGUGCAGAGUGGAACAGACCUGUAUGCACGACCGAAGUCGCCCGUAGAGUUAGGAGAAGAGAAGCAAAAUACGGUAACUGCUGUAGAAACCCCCCUGACGAUUUUAUCGCACACUGUACACCAAAUAGAACGAACAGCUACAACUACCACGCACGAUCAAACUCCUGCAACUACUACGGCAAAGCACCCCACAAGCGUACCACCCACUGUAUGUCCAACAGAACAAACCACUGCAACCAUCACACACGGUCACAGUUCUGUACCUACUACUGAAAAGCAGCACACAAGCGUACCACCCACUAUAUGUCCAACAGAACAAACCACUGCAACCACCACGCACGGUCACACUUCUACAACUACUACAGAAAAGGACUCUACCAGCGUACCACCCACUGUAUGUCCUACAGAACAAACCACUACAACCAUCACGCACGGUCACAGUUCUGUACCUACUACAGAAAAGGACUCUACCAGCGUACCAGCCUCUAUGGGUCGAUUAGAACAUACUGAAACAGACGCAUCGCGCAAACACGCCCCUGAAAUUACUAUAGUCGAGCCUCGAUCGACUGUCUCCGCGAAUGUACGUCCACCAGUACAAACCGCUGUCAACCCCAAGCGCGAUCCCGCCACUGGAGCUGCUAUAGUAACGGACCCUGCAAGGGUACCACCCACUGUAGGUCAACUAGUGGAAGAUUACACUAGUAAGACCACUGUAGAAAAGCUCCAAACAAGCAUAUCAGUUACUGUAGGCCAGGUAGAACGAAUCGCUGCAAUCACCGCUCAACCGCCAGCACUGUCUGAUAAAGUUGUCUCUGCUUCGACACCAGUACUCACUGCUGAUGUGGCCCUAGCGCGUGAAGGUAAAAACGUAGCGGAUACGGAGGAGCUUAUGCCUACAGAUGCAAAUGGAGGCGAUGUGUGUGACAAGAAGAGUGAGGUGGUGGAUGUGCAUGCAGGAGUGGGGACGAACGAAGGCUACUUGCGUGAUAGCAAGAGCGUAGGGGACACAGAUGGGCUUACAAGGACAGAGGCUAUAGCAGGCGACAUGCGUGAUAGCAAGAGUGAAAUGUAUACAGAAGCACAUACACAUGCUAGUGCGAAAGAUGGUGACGUGCGUGAUAGUCAGAGUGUAGUGGACACAAUUGGACAGCCACGGAUAGCUGCGAAUGCAGAUGAGUUUCGUGAUAGUACGAGUAUAGUACAAACAGGUUCAGAUACGACGGAGCCCAUUCUCACGCAACUUAAGGCGAGUGUAUGUGUGCCAGGGGGAACGGCGGCUUUGUUAGGCCCACCCGUAGUAAACCCUAAAACCUUAUACCCUGGGGACAUGGUAGCCGGUCACACAAGCACACUUGUAGGUCCUGGGGCACAGCCUAAAAUUAUAAACCCUGGGAACAUGGUAGCUGGUCACGCAAACACACUUGUGAGUCCUGUGGCACAGCUUAAAACUCAAAACCCUGGUGACAAGACAUCCGGCCACACAAGCACAAUUGAAGGUACUGUUGUACAGCCUAAAGCCCCAAGCCCUGGGGACAUGGUAGCCAGUCACACAAACACGGUUGUAGGUCCUGUGGUACAGCCUAAAACCAUAAGACCUGGGGACAUGGUAGCCGGUAACACAAACACGGUUGUAGGUCCUGUGGUACAGCCUAAAACCAAAAGCCCUAGGGGCAUGGUAGCCGGUCACACAAACACAGUUGCAGGUCCAGUGGUACAACCUAAAACCCUAAGCUCUGGGGACAGGACAUCCAGUCGCACAAACACACUUGCAGGUCCUGUGGUACAGUCUAAAACCCUAAACCCUGGUUGUAAGACAUCCGGUCACACAACCACAGUGGUAGAGCCCGAAACCCUAAACCCUGGGGACCACACAGUUGGUCACGUCAAUCCCAUUGCAGGCUGCGCUGUUCAGCCACCCGCAAGCUCAACAGCAUCAGUUACGGUUGGCACUACAUCGAAAGUGAAAUCUGCGGAUACAGCGCGCGCCACGGAUACGGCGAAGCGUGUACUUGCAGGCCAAGCGAAGGUGUUGGGAGUAACGUCGCCGCACGCCCAUGGCGCAGAUGGAUCCGAUAAGCGUGUAGGUAGCGAAGUCGGUGGAGAUUGUCCCGAUAGGAAUGUCGACAUCAAAACAGGGAGAAAGGACUACAAAAAGCGUUUAAUUAGCCAAGUAAAUGGGGUUAGUUUGAAUAAGCAUAUAUUUAGCAAAUUUGAUGGGAUUGAUUCAGAUAGGCGUGUGGAGAGCCAGACAGCAGGUUCGGAGGCACGCACCGUGGGAAUGAUGCAGGCGACGGGUGGGGAAGCACAACCGAUCGCACAUACAGCAGCGAGUGUGAGUGUGACUAGACAUGGUGGUACGACUCCAAUGGACCCUGAAGAAGGCGGAAUGCAGGAUACAGUAUCCGUCGGUACAACUGAGGUGGGAGACGGCGACAUAGGAAAAUUCACACAAACCACGAAGAACGUUACACAGCGAGCCCCCGCGACUAUCGACACGUGCGGGGGGGCGGCUGUAUACCGGUUUUCACACACUGUCGAUGUGGAUCGCAACCCGAACGAUGUGAAGCGUGAGCCCCAAACAAGUCGUGGGGUUUCACCCUCACUCCCGCCCUCGCAUUCUGCAAACACGAAGGGAACCCUAGAACCCUACGCCAGCGCUGAGGUUAAGCAGGAGCCUGCGAAGCUGCUCACGAGCAUGCUUUCUACUAAAAAGGUCAUCUCACCAGUACCUUCGAUCACGAUUGGGCCUAUAUCUCCUGGUGUGAGGCUUAGCAAAGCGGGCGUGGUGGCGAGGACAUCUGGAGAUACGUUGGCACCUGUUGUGAGUUUCGGUACUACAACGGGUGCAGUUGCGAAGACAUCUGGUGAUAAGUUGACGCCUGGUAUGAGUCCCGCUACUAAGGCGGGGAUAGUUGCGAAGACAUCGGGACAAACGCUGGCCCCUGAGCUCAGCAAUGAGAUACAGACAACCAAGAGCGAUGGCAAGACUGUAGGCGGUAUUGUGGAUGAGACUCAACGCAACAUACGGCCCCAAUCCAUGGUCUCUAAACCUGUGCGUGGCCCAGGUAAGUCACUCUACACGGAAACAAGCGACAAGCACACGAUCCCAAUUCAUACGGUAGUGCGUGGUACAAGCAAAGCACACCAUGUAGAAAAUAAGGACAAGGAUACGAUCCCAACGCAUACGGGAAAGAAAGGGACCGAGAUGGCAGAGAAUCGCCCGCAUUUGAUCGAUUUGAGUAAUGAGAGCGAUACAGAGGUGGUGCUGAAGAGGAGCGUGGGUAGCAAGGUCAAGGCGCAGCUCAGCACCAAGACUAUGGAGAGCUCGACGGCCAACCCUGUGGCGGGUACUAAACGUAAGGACACUAUUAUUAACCGGGUGAACAACACCCCCGGCAACGGAGAAACCGCAGCCAGCACCACACUGAGUGUGGGUGUGGGUGUGGGUGCGGGUGAUCGCAAUAGCACUGUAAGCGGUGCGCACGGACUUAUGUGUCCGCACGAUGGCUGUCGGAGUGCCUGUCGGACAUCCGAGUAUCUGAGAAAGCAUAUACAACUGUGCCACCCGACCAGGGGAGAUGGGGUUCCGACACAAGGGAGCACUCCGGCUAGUGAUGGUAUGAAAGUACCGUCUCUGCAGGAUAUGGACUUUGAUUUGGACCUGAACACCUCGAGCCGUCAGGAUACGGACACGGAUACGGAUGUGAAUGCUGAUACGCACACGCACACGCACAGAGUCAAGCAUGAGCGCAUGAAUGUGGCACUGGUGGAUGGGCAGGCAAACGCAGGCGACGGGUUAGUAUCUUCUGCGACACCCCCUGUUGUAUGCACACAGGCAGCACCUGAUCAGAAAGAUAUGCCACAGUUGGAGACAGUCUCAUCCGGGUUUACACAGACGAAGAAGACGACGACAAUGCCAUCUCUCGUUCAGAAGGAGCUGGGGAGUGCUGUGCCAGUGAGUGUGGGUAUGCGCAAUGGAGCCGAGGCGCAAGGGAAAUCGGGGCCGAAGGAACGCAAGAGGCGGGAUAAACCAGUCCCAAAUACACGUAAACCAGGUUAUGAUCCAAUUUUGCCAGCUUCCGCGCCACCCGGCAUAGUCACCAUCUCGCGAUCGGGUAUGAACAUCUCACGACCCCUGGAGACCGUUCCACAUUCCUCGGCCAAUAUCCCAUCCAGUUCACUACCCUCGAAUGUUCGGGCUCAUGUUGAUGUUAUAGUCGCGAAGCCUAAGGGUACGGCCAGUGUGCAUGAGAGUGCUGUGGCACACCCAACCGUCGGCAGUAGGAAGAGUUCUGCACAUGAGAAACGAUCCAAGGGCGCUGCGAAGCAGAGUAAGCGGAAACGUACCUACUUUAGUGAUAGUAGUGGUGACGACGAGACGGUUGCUAAGGAGAUUGCUAAGGACCGCAAGCGGAAGCACAUAGUACACCGUGAAAGCAGCGGCAUGUCGCAGAACCGAGGCCAACGAAAAUACAUCCUAUCAAGCGAUGGUAGCAGCGGCAGUGACUUCGAUAGCCAAAGCCCCGACUUAGUGCACAACGCACACAAGCAGGCAAAACGCCGUAAGUGGAUGUCGAAUGUGACACACUGGUCUCAGUCUGGUGGCCAUGACAUAGACAGUGGGAAUGAGAUCGGCACGUCUGAGGUUGGCAGUGACGGGUAUUGUAAGCGGUGUCAUAUAUACACGCUGCAACUGGGUGAGACGUGUACGUGCGAGAAGGUACACGCGGUCAGCAAACAUGCGGAACGGCGGCGGUCCACUCGGCCCACGAGAAAGGUGAUGGUGGUUGGUAGUGAGAGUGGGAGUGAGAGUGGGAGUGAGAACGGCCGUGAGAGGGAAGAUGGGGGGAGCAGUGGCAGUGGGGAGGACGACGAUGUCAGCUAUGAGAUGCCGGAUGAAACCCAGCACCUUACAACCCAGCACCCUAAAACCCUAAACUCGGGAAGUGGUGGGGUGCAGGCGAGUAGGGGAACCACCCAGGGCGGUGGUCUGAAAGAAAACAAAGGCGGCGAUGUGCAACACCACCGGGAGACCAAGACCACACAACACACACUCGAUGAUAAGAGCACUCCGCGGACGGAGCCGAGCAAAGGUCCUAAGCGGUGGCGAUGGUCUGAGUGGUCUGAGAGUAAAGAUGGGAGCGGAUCUAAGCCCAGGGCCAAUGCUAAGGUGAAGGGCAAAGCUCUCACUGAGAGUGUAGCAGACGGGACAAGCACCAAGCAGAAGGAGGUGCGGGGUAGCGGGAAGGCCGCGGCGAUUGCCCAGUCGAGUAGUCCAGCGAGUUUGGGACAGUGCGCUGAUGCAGGUACAGGCGUGGGGAAGAGAGUGAUAUCACACGGUGAUCUAGGUGCAAGUAUGGGGACGAAGGUGAUAUUUCAUUAUGAAGGAGGUACAAGAGAGGGGAAAAAGGUCAUGUCACACGGUGAUAUAGGUACAGGCAUGAGGAAAAGGGUCAUAUCACACGGUGAUUUAGGGACAAGCGUUGGGAAGAAGGUCAUAUCACACUUUGAAGCCGGUACAAGCAUGGGGAAAAAGGUGAUUUCACACGGUGAUAUAGAUACAAGCAUGGCCAAGAAGGUCAUAUCACACUUUGAAGUCGGUACUACUCUGGGGAAGAAGGUGAUUUCGCCUGCAAAGGUGCCGGGUGGACUGGCGCAGCGCGCGCGAAUGGGCCAGUCUCCCAGUGGUGGCAAGAAGGAUUCGGGGUCACGUAAGCGGUUGAAACAGACGGAUGUGAAGCGGUUGGAAGAUAGAGAGGGGUCUAAUGGCGAGCACAGUGGUGUGACUUCUAGUGAGACAAUACCUGCCGCACGGGGUAACCACGGCAACAUGAGUGAGGCUGCUGGCGAAUCAGCUUCCGCGAAGGAGAGCGGUGAUAAGCAAAAAGGUGCGCGUGACGAUAGUUUUAACAAGGGUAAGAAAGCCUUGGCAAAGGAAGCGAGCCGCAGUAAACUACCCGGUGAUAAUUCAAAGCCGUCUGGUGCAGAUAACGUAAACACGUCUAGUAUAACAACGAGCACUUGGGAGACCCAUGGCACGGGCGACCAGACCGCCAUGCCAGCGGCCGUUCCCCUGACACCACCCCACGUGUCACACCCACCACUACACACGUUGUCACAGUCAAACUCACCACCCCACACGUUGCACCCACCCCACGCCACGGCACCAGCAGCGCAGGAGGCACCGGACGCCCAAGAUGAUCUGUUGAUGUGUCCCAUGAGUGGCUGUGACGAGCAGAUGGCUCUGCGCCACAUCAAACGGCACCAGGUGUUAGUGCACAUGGGGGGGCUCAUGUGUGUAGAGGGGUGUGGGGCGUUCUUCUUCGGCGAGCACGAACUGGCGGCGCACAGGACGUGGCAUCUGGACAGGGAGAAGGAGCGCAGGAAGUACGAGACCCUCAAUCGAUUGAAGCAGAUUUCUUCGGCUGCAGGGCCAGACUCGCGGGUAGUGCCGGUGGAGAGGUAUACGCGAACGUCUGUGACGGCACAGAUACCUGGGCAUGCGGGGGACGCUGCGACCGGACAGAGUACGGCUGAUGUGCAAGGACACUCUCAGGCACACGGUAGCCCUAGCAUAAGAAAUAUACACACCACACAUACGGGGGAUGGCAGCAACACACGUACAGUAGUCGAACAAAACACCCACAGAGAUCAUAGCACCAACACACAUACAGCGGGUCACAAGUCAACAUACCAGGACGCGCCAGUGCCAGUGCGGCAAACGGCUGUGAAACGCGAUCGAUUAAGGAUUAUGUGUGCGUGGAGCGAGUAUUGCAAACGAGUGUUUGUGAGUGAAGCCAAGUACAACCGACACCUAAAACGCGCGCAUCGGUGCCGACACCCCACGUGCGACCGGAAGAAGCAGUACACCAACAAGGGCAAGUUUAAGGAACACAACGAGCGCAAGCACAAGAAGCACACGUACGCCUGUGAGCUGUGUGAGGGUAUGUACGAUACCACGACCGAACUACAGGCCCACUGUGUGGUGGCGCAUGACGGCGUCGUGCCCUGUGCGGUGGGUGCGUGCUCAGAGUACUUUGACGGCCAAAACAGCAUGCGAGCUCACUUUCGGCACCACUUUGGGGACGGAGAGGAGUACCAGUGUGACUGGAAGGGGUGCGUGGUAUCCUUUGCUGACGAAGUGGACUAUCUGUGGCACAAGAAAUGGCCCCACAGAUGUCCGUGGCGCAAGUGUGAGCGGACAUUUAUCGAGCGGUACGACUUUGAGACGCAUCUGGAGAUGGACCAUGCCAAUGAGAAGACGGAACGGUGUCUGGCGCUCGGGUGCGGGGCCAUGUUUUCGAGUGGCCGGGAUGUGAAGAAGCACGUGGAUAAAAAGCACCCCACGUGUGCGAUCGAUGUGGAGGCGGAGUUGAAGAGACGUAUGGAGAGCAAGGCGAAGGGCAUUAGCCAUAUAGCCGUGCCUUCUUGGCCGUUGUCGUGGUAUUCUCAAGUGUGAACUCUUUCUGCGAAGCUGAAGAAACGGAUGGAGAGCAAGGCUAAGGGAAAUGCCAUAUAGUUGUGCCACUUGGUCAUUGUCAUGAUAUUCUCAAGCGCGAGCACCGCCAAUGAGAAGGCGGAUACUCAGAUAAUUCGGAGUGGUGUAUUGUGAUUAGCUUUUGGGAUGGUGGCCUUGAGUCUAUUCAGGAUUCGCAUACUAAAAGGUGCCAUUGAAUUGGGAAAAACAGUGUGUGAAUUAGGACUGGAAUAUUUUCCUGAUUCAACCCCCGAGUACAUCACACCCAAAAAGGUGUUUGGCAAUCGUAGACAAAUACAAAGGGGCCGGGUGUGUUUUAAACACCGGUGUGGCAUGCUCGGCGUUUGUGCCUCAGGAUACGCAACGAGGCGGCUGUGAGUAGAUUGCGGAUGAAGUAACUUGUGACGGUAGCUAAUCAAUGGAGCAAACAUAUGCAUUGGAAAGCAUAUGUAUUUUAAUUUAGUAAUAUUUCACACGAACAAUUAAUAAAAUAAAAAAGGAAAUGUACUUCGGC